UUUUCUUUCUUGCCGGCGUUAUCUUCACCAAAUGCAGCUCGCGCUUGCGCAUGGUGUGAAAUAUUGGCGAGUCCGAAGACCAUUUUCUACCGCAUACGGCUAUUAUGCCGAGAGCAUAUUGCUCACUAUGAACAGCCUAUUUACACAGGCUUUCAUUGAUUGUGCGGUGGAUCUCCUGGCCCUGGGUCAUGAAGUGCCCGAAGAUCUCUUCGAGGAAGACGAAGAGGCCCCUGUGUACAAAAAGCGCAGGCUGACCCAGGGUCAGGAGUCCCAUAUGAAUGAGCUGAGGGAGCGCCUUGAAGUUGCUAAGGGGGCUUACAAGCUUCUUCGAGAGCAAGUCGAUCGUGCCGUCGAUACGGCCAGAGCCGCAGACGAGCGGGUCGAGGUCGCUAAGAAGGCAGCCGGAGAGGGGCGCGAUAAAGUUAAGAGACUCUAUGAGGGGAUCCGUAGCAUUUGUAAGGAGGCGGAGGAGGCGGGUCAGCCCCUCCUGGAGUAGUUAGCUUUCUUCUUUCAUUUUUUUUUUUCUUUUGGAGGAAAUUUCG
Molecule: messenger RNA, 542 nt
Organism: Aspergillus aculeatinus CBS 121060
Lineage: Eukaryota; Fungi; Ascomycota; Eurotiomycetes; Eurotiales; Aspergillaceae
Exons: 1
Coding region: 32-496 (154 amino acids)
Source: RefSeq, a predicted model, not a curated record